Herpailurus yagouaroundi (jaguarundi) is the source of this 675-nucleotide messenger RNA. Its product is annotated as classical arabinogalactan protein 9-like. NCBI's taxonomy places the organism in Eukaryota, Metazoa, Chordata, Mammalia, Carnivora, Felidae. The transcript has 6 exons. The coding region runs from base 1 to 675 and encodes 224 amino acids. The record is from RefSeq and is a predicted model, not a curated record.
AUGCAGGGUCACGAGAGCGGCUCAGAACACCAGCCUGCCAGCCCACUGAAACUCACUCUGCCCGCUUCCUGGCAUCCGAUCCCAGGUCAGAAGCCACAGAGGGUCAGGUGUAUCCAUGGGGCUACUCCCCCAGCUCCCCCAGGCCAGCUCUUCACUAUGCUGGCCAGCUCCCCAGACCUGCCAACACUUGUUGAACCAAACCAAGUACCAAGAUCUCUCCGCACAGUCAAAGUGACGGCCCCGGAGCUGCGCGGCGGCGGCGCGUGGGCACCGGAAGUGCUGCCGCCGGGCCCCGCCCCGCCCGCGCCCACGGGGGGCCACUUCCGGUCACGCGGGGUCGAGCGCGGCUCCCGGAGGGGGCGGCCCCCUGUCCUGGGAACCUCAGCGCCCCCUGCCCAGAUCCGAGGCCCAGACCCCACCCCCAGACACCCCAUGAGCCCCAACUCUGAGACCUCGACCCCAGCCCCUGGACACCCCAACCCCGCCCUCUCCCUGGAGUCACCGCUCAGCUCUCCACUGGAUCCAGACUGGGUGCUCGGGGGCCUUGCCAGCCGCCUCAGACUGGCCUCGCCUCUGCAGAUGACCCUCCUCUGGGCCUUCGUCAUCUUCGUGCCUACUCAGGAGCAGUGCCAGGCUGUCCCAAACAGGUCACGCUUGGGACUCUUCAUGUCCUGA